Molecule: messenger RNA, 933 nt
Organism: Melanotaenia boesemani (Boeseman's rainbowfish)
Lineage: Eukaryota; Metazoa; Chordata; Actinopteri; Atheriniformes; Melanotaeniidae
Exons: 2
Coding region: 10-933 (307 amino acids)
Source: RefSeq, a predicted model, not a curated record
UAUAAAUUGAUGCAUAUGAAAUGCAUUCAGGCAGGCUACGUGGUGACACAGGAGACAAUCAGGAGAUUGCUAAAAAUAUUGGAUCCCUGUGGAGUGCAACUGAGACACCGGAACCGUCUUCGGCGACGUAUGUAUCAGAACCCAGGCCCGAACUUUUUUUGGCAUGUGGAUUCUUACGACAAACUCAAACCAUAUGGAAUCUGCAUCAAUGGUGCAAUAGACGGAUUUUCACGAAUGGUGAUUUGGCUACAUGCAUAUAGCACCAACAGCGAUCCCAGGGUAAUUCCUGGUUACUUUACUGAUGAGGUGCUGUCAAAGAAUGGGACUGCCACCCGGAUACGGUCCGACCUGGGGACAGAGAACUGUUAUGUGGAGCAGAUGCAGAAGUUCAUGAGACAUGAUCAUUUGGAUGAAUUUUCAAAAAGAUGCUACCUGUAUGGUUCAAGCAAUCACAACCAACGGAUCGAGAACUGGUGGGGCUUUUUAAGGAAGCAACAUGCACAGUUUUGGAUGAAUACGUUUCAAGAUCUAAAAGACUCUGACUACUUCUCCGGUGACUUCCUUGACAAAAAUCUCAUACAGUUUACAUGUCUUGAAAUGAUAGAGAAAGAACUGCAGGACGUUGUUCAAGUUUGGAACACUCACAGGAUUCGCCCGUGCAGAAAUGCAGUGUCUCCAGGAGGACGUCCAAUGAUGAUGUAUACCUUUCCAGAACUAUUUGGUGCCAGGGAAUACAUCAAAGAAGUAUCCCAUGAAAAGAUACAGGCUUGCAGAGAAGAAUGCCUUCAGAGGGGACCAUAUCCCUGUGAUGAUACCAUUUUUGACAUCUGCUGUAUGGCAAUGGCAGAAAACAGCCUCCAUCCACCCACCUCACCUGAGGAGGCCAUUAAAAUUUACAAAUUCUUGCGCGCUUAUAUACAAGCCCAUAUUUAA